Messenger RNA from Odontomachus brunneus, 1132 nucleotides. Its product is annotated as ATP synthase subunit d, mitochondrial-like. The record is from RefSeq and is a predicted model, not a curated record. The transcript has 3 exons. Bases 89 to 616 code for a protein of 175 amino acids. Gene Ontology annotation, biological process: proton motive force-driven ATP synthesis. Gene Ontology annotation, molecular function: proton transmembrane transporter activity. Lineage: Eukaryota; Metazoa; Arthropoda; Insecta; Hymenoptera; Formicidae.
UGGAAAGGAGAUUUAUCCAAUAACCUGGUCCAACCUUCACUAGCCUGAUCGACCGUCUUCCUCUGAGUAGACACAAUAGUACGACAAAAUGUCACGCAGGGCGAUUAAGGCGAUUAAUUGGGCAGCGCUUGCUGAAAGAAUUCCGGAGACAGAAAAAGCAGCGUUCUCUGCCUUUAAAGCCAAGUCCGAUCAACAUUUGCAACGAAUGAACGCAUACCCAGAAACAAUACCCAAGAUUGAUUGGGCAUUCUAUAAGAAGAAUAUCGCAAUGCCUGCAUUAGUGGACAAAUUUCAGAAGGAAUAUGAGGCUUUCUCUGUGCCAUAUCCGGCAGAUAAAUACACCUCUGUAAUUGAGGAUGAGGAAAAGCGAAUAUUGGUAGAAAUAGAAAACUUUAUAAAAAAAACUAAUGAGAAGAUCGGCAUAGCUAACAAGGACAUUGAGAAGAUAAAGAGUAUGUUGCCAUUUUCUGAAAUGACAAUGGAAGAUUUCCGAGAUGCCUAUCCGAAAUAUGCUUUGGAUCCAAUUAACAGACCGACAAUAUGGCCGCACACACCUGAGUUCCAGCCGGAAGAAACCAGCAAACAUAAACCAUCACCAGAUGGUGAAGAUCAUUAACACUAUAAUGGUCUUAAAACAGCUGAAUAUGGAAUGUAGUCCUAAUUUACUUCUAGAAUAUGAUUCAAAGCUAUGUAUGUAAUUUGGAAAAGAAAUUGUUGUUUGUUCCUAUUGUCAUUGCAUAUAUCUGGAAGUAAAUGAAUGCGUCUAAAAAAGGAAGGAACCAUCCUUUUAUAACACUGCUUAUGUAUUGUAAGCAAAUAAGGGAAGAAUACAGAAAUAUUCGAGUAUACUUGGAUGCGCGUUCAAUAAAGACAGAGAUAUUUACUCAAUCUCAAAAACUAUUUGGGAUUGUUUUAAAAUAUUAGAAUUGUCUUUACAAAAAUUUAAAUUACUAUUUAAUAAAUGCAUGUCUUGUACAGUGUACAUUGAAGUGUUUUAAUAAUUACAGCUGAAAAAUUUGUCCGUAAAUGGAGUCAUGAAUUGAGAGUAAUUGAAGAUAAUAUGUCAGUAUGUUUAAUUAUGUUUUUUUUGUUUAAUAACGAUGUCUGUAUUAAUACGCAAUUAAUACACAGA